AAGAUGGAGGGACAGUGUCCAGCAGAUGGAGGAGUUGGAAAAGGCCCUCCAGCUACUCAGCUUCAGAGCUGUGGGGAAAAUGGGGCAAGUUCUGGGCAGAAGAGCCAAGAGGAAGAAGCCAACAAUUCAGAGGUCCAGUGCUGUCACUUCAGAAAAUUGCAGUUCCAGGAGGGGAAGAGUCCCAGAGAUGUUUGCAGUCAGCUUCACCGUCUUUGCUGUCAAUGGCUGCAGCCAGAAAAACACACAAAGGCUCAGAUGCUAGACUUGGUGCUCCUGGAGCAAUUCCUGGCUGUCCUUCCCCCAGAGAUGGAGAAAUGGGUGCGGGAGUGUGGAGCAGAAACCAGUUCCCAGGCGGUGGCCCUAGCCGAAGGCUUCCUCCUGGCCCAGGUGUCUGAAAAGAUGCAGAAGUCCUUGGAAGCUAUCAGUAAAUAUCCCAAGGGAAGGAAAGAUUCAUUCAGAUCUUCUCAAGAGCUGCUCUUCAGAGAGACCUUACAGAAAGAUCAAAGUCAGGACACCACUCCAGAGAGUAGAAAGCCGUCCUUGGAAAUUUUAGAAUCACCUCUUCUUUGGGGUGGAGCUGAAGAAUUGGCUGAACCGCUAAUUCGGGAUGUUGCGUCUUUUGAGGAAGUGGUCGUGUGUUUCUCCGAGGAGGAGUGGUCUCAACUGGAUGCUGACCAAAAAGCUCUCCACAAAGAAGUCAUGCUGGAGAAUUCCAGGAAUCUGUUUUCUCUGGGCUAUAAGGGGCAGGAGGAAUGCCAAGUGAUCCAUUCGAAAAAGGGGAAAAGGAAGCGAUAUCAAUGCAUGGAGUGUGGAAAAAUGUUUACUCAUAGCAGUAGUCUCCAUUCUCAUAAGAGGAUUCACACAGGAGAAAAGCCAUAUCAAUGCAUGGAGUGCGGAAAGACCUUUAGUAGGAAAAAUGUUCUGAUUCAGCAUAAAACUAUCCAUACAGAGGAGAAGUUAUAUCAAUGUAUGGAAUGUGGAAAAACCUUCUCCUAUAAUAGCUCUUUUAAAAUCCAUCAAAGGAAUCACAAAGGAGAAAGACCUUAUAAAUGCAUGGUGUGUGGAAAGACUUUUACUUGCAGUAGUAGUCUCAAUUCCCAUAAGAGGAUCCACUCAGGAGAGAAACCAUAUCAAUGCAUGGAGUGUGGAAAGACCUUUCCUUGUAGCAGUCGUCUUAAUUCCCAUAAGAGGAUCCACACAGGGGACAAGCCAUAUCAAUGCAAGGAAUGUGGAAAGACCUUCUCUUAUUAUAGCUCUCUUAUAGUCCAUCAUAGGAAUCACAAAGGAGAGAAACCAUAUAAAUGCAUGGAGUGUGGAAAAGCUUUCAGUAGUAGUAGUCAUCUUGCCUCCCAUAAGAAGAUCCACAGAACAGAGAAAUCAUAUCAAUGCAUGGAGUGUGGAAAGUCCUUCAGUUAUUCUAAGUCUUUUAUAAGGCAUCAAAUGAAUCACAAAGGAGAAAGACCUUAUAAAUGCAUGGAGUGUGGAAAGAGCUUUACUUGUACCAGUCAUCUUAAGACUCAUAAGAUGAUCCACAUAAUAGAGAAGCCAUAUCAUUGUGUGGAGUGCGGAAAGACCUUCAGUUAUAAUCGUUCUCUUACAAUCCAUCUACGGAUUCACAAAGGAGAAAGACCAUAUCAAUGCAUGGAGUGUGGAAAGACCUUUGCUACUAGCAGUCAUCUGAAUUCUCACAAGAGGAUCCACACAGGAGAGAAGCCAUAUCAAUGCAUGGAGUGUGGAAAGACCUUUAUUUUUACCAGUAAUCUUGAUUACCACAAGAAGAUCCACACAAAAGAAAAACCAUAUCAGUGUGAGGAGUGUGGAAAGACAUUUGUUUGUACCAGUAGUCUUAAUUCCCACAAGAAGACCCACACAGGAGAGAAGCCAUAUCAAUGCAUGGAGUGUGGAAAGAGCUUUAGUAGGAAAAGAGAUCUGAUUUACCAUAAAUCUAUCCAUACAGAGGAAAAGCCAUAUCAAUGCUUGGAGUGUGGGAAGAGCUUUAGUUGCAGCAGACAUCUGGAUUCCCACAAGCGGAUCCACACAGGAGAGAAACCAUAUAAAUGUGUGGAAUGUGGAAAGUUCUUUAGGUGGAAAUCUGCUCUUACCAUCCAUAAAAGGAUCCACACAGGAGAAAGACCAUAUCAAUGCAUGGAGUGUGGAAAGACCUUUGCUAGUAGCAGUAGUCUUAAUUCCCACAAGACGAUUCACACAGGAGAGAAGCCAUAUCAAUGCAAGGAAUGUGGAAAGACCUUUGCUAGUAGCAGUCAUCUGAAUUCCCACAAGAAGAUUCACACAGGGGAGAAGCCAUAUAAAUGUAUGGAGUGUGGAAAGAGCUUUAGUAGGAAAUAUGUUCUUACCACACAUAAAAGGAUCCACACCGGGGAGAAACCAUAUCAAUAAAGGGAAUGUGGAAAAACAUUUAGUACAAAAAGAGUUCUGAUUCAGCAUAAAACUAUCCAUACAGAGAAGAAGUUAUAUCAAUGCAUGGAAUGUGGAAAUACCUUCUCUUAUUAUAGCUCUCUUAUAAUCCAUGAAAGGAAUCACAAAGGAGAACGACCUUAUAUAUGCAUGCAGUGUGGAAAGACCUUUACUUGCAGUAGUAGUCUCAAUUCCCAUAAGAGAAUCCACACAGGAGAGAAACCAUAUCAAUGCAUGGAGUGUGGAAAGACCUUUCCUUGGAGCAGUUGUCUUAAUUCCCAUAAGAGGAUCCACACAGGAGACAAGCCAUAUCAAUGCAAGGAAUGUGGAAAGACCUUCUCUUAUUAUAGCUCUUUUAUAGUCCAUCAGAGGAAUCAUAAAGGAGAAAGACCUUAUAAAUGCAUGGAGUGUGGAAAGACCUUUACUUGUAGUAGUAGUCUCAAUUCCCAUAUGAGGAUCCACACAGGAGAGAAACCAUAUCAAUGCAUGGAGUGCGGAAAGACCUUUACUUUCAGUAGUAGUCUCAAUUCCCAUAAGAGAAUCCACACAGGAGAAAAACCAUAUCAAUGCAUGGAAUGUGGAAAGACCUUUCCUUGUAGCAGUCGUCUUAAUUCACAUAAGAGGAUCCACACAGGAGACAAGCCAUAUCAAUGUGGGGAAUGUGGAAAGACCUUCUCUUAUUAUAGCUCUCUUAUAGUACAUCAUAGGAAUCACAAAGGGGAAAGACCUUAUAAAUGCAUGGAGUGUGGAAAGGCUUUCAGUAGUAGUAGUCAUCUUGCCUCCCAUAAGAAGAUCCACAGAACAGAGAAAUCAUAUCAAUGCAUGGAGUGUGGAAAGACCUUCCGUUAUUCUAAGUCUUUUAUGAGGCAUCAAAUGAAUCACAAAGGAGAAAGACCUUAUAAAUGCAUGGAGUGUGGAAAGAGCUUUACUUGUACCAGUCAUCUUAAUACCCAUAAGUUGAUCCACACAAAAGAGAAGCCAUAUCAUUGUGUGGAGUGCGGAAAGACCUUCAGCUAUAAUCGUUCUCUUAUAAUACAUCAAAGGAUUCACAAAGGAGAAAGACCAUAUCAAUGCAUGGAAUGUGGAAAGACCUUUACUUGUACCAGUAGUCUUAAUUCCCAUAAGAGGAUCCACACAAAAGAGGAACCAUAUCAAUGUAAGGAGUGUGGAAAGAUCUUUAUUUGUACCAGUCUUCUUGAUUCCCACAAGAAGACCCACAAACGAGAGAAGCCAUAUCAAUGCAUGGAGUGUGGAAAAAGCUUUAGUAGGAAAUACUCUCUGAUUCACCAUAAAACUACCCAUGGAGAGGAGAAGCCAUAUCGAUGCAUGGAGUGUGGAAAGACCUUCUGUCAUUAUUACUCUCUUAUAAGACAUCAAAGGAAUCACAAAGGAGAACGACCUUAUACGUGCAUGGAGUGUGGAAAAAGCUUUACUUGUAGCAGUAAUCUUAAUUCCCAUAAGAGGAUCCACUCAGGAGAGAAGCCAUAUCAAUGUGUGGAAUGUGGAAAGGACUUUAGGUGGAAUUCUGCUCUUACCAAGCAUAAAAGGAUCCACACGGGAGAAACCAUAUGAAUAAAGGGAAGUGUGCUUUGCUUCUUCAAGGUCAUUUCUUCUAGCUUUGGUAUGCAGCAGCGAGAGAUGAUGCACUUGAAGCAGACUUUCUCAAAACAUUUCCUGGCCAGUGGUUGCCUUCUGGUUGCCUAGUUACCAAGGCUCUACAAUUUGCUGCUUCAUGCACUUUUGCCUCAGAUCUUGCCUGUAACUUGUUGCAUGCAGUUCUCUCCUAAUAAAAAUACCUUUUCCCUCAAUCUGUGGAGCCAAGGGUUUUUCUUUUCUAGGAAUUGGACGGAGGCAGCCCCAACAAUAUCCAGAUUCAGUCACAAUUUGGUUCCAUACAGUAUCAACCUUGGGAACUCUCAAGCUUCCUCUUUCCGUUAUGUAUUCAAGAUGGACAGUGAUUAAUAUUUGUAUGUACUUAUAUGCCAG
Messenger RNA from Thamnophis sirtalis, 4401 nucleotides. NCBI's taxonomy places the organism in Eukaryota, Metazoa, Chordata, Lepidosauria, Squamata, Natricidae. The record is from RefSeq and is a predicted model, not a curated record.